Molecule: messenger RNA, 1098 nt
Organism: Eutrema salsugineum
Lineage: Eukaryota; Viridiplantae; Streptophyta; Magnoliopsida; Brassicales; Brassicaceae
Exons: 1
Coding region: 1-1098 (365 amino acids)
Source: RefSeq, a predicted model, not a curated record
AUGCUUUUGGAACGAUGGACGGCUAACCCACCGGCUGAUUUCCUCACCAAGUUUGAGGUGUGGAUCCAGAUUGCUAAUAUCCCGAUGAAUUUUUAUACUGCAAAGACAAUGUUUGAGCUGGCUAAGGCUGUUGGUCAACCGGAGGAGAUUGCAUAUGACCCCAAGCGAUCUCAGAAAACGGAAUUUGUACGAGCUAGAGUGACUUUUGAUAUCUCCAAACCGGCAAGAGAUUUCAAGGAUCUAAACUUACCCACUGGUGAGCGAGUUGUGAUCGAGUACAAGUACGAGAAAUUGAGGAAGAAAUGUUUUCAUUGUCUGAGACUUACUCAUGAAAAGAGCUCUUGCCCUCAGCUCCGUAAAUCUCAGCCCAGGGGAAAUCCUUACCUCCGAGCCUCUCUGGAAGCCAGACGAAACAUUAACUCUGUAUUGUUGACGGCACCAGUUACCACCAACAAAGCAUUGGAGGCUCCUCCUGGCUUUUCCCCUUUGUUACCUGGGCCCUCACGAGAAGGACAAAAAUCGAAUCUACGAUUGGUAACGCACGUUGAGGAUGCAGACAAGCUUGUUCGAAUCGAAAGGGUACAACAAUCAACCCGGGAGGCGACUGAUGAAUCUAUGGUAAAGUUACCCGUGUUCACCACCCAUUUGGACAAAGGAAAAGGACAUGUUUUUGGAUUUGAGGAUUCCUCAGACAGACUUAAGCGUCGAAAUAUCAACAAUGAGAGACCGAUAUUCUCGGCUCCGGGCCAAAAUCCAUUUGGAGACUCUGAUACGGAAAACUCCACGACGCAUAGCUUCCCUCUUACUGCUCCCACUCGAGUUCCAACGGUUUUUCGGUUAGGCUCCGGUACACAAGCCUUAACGUCCGGGAACUCGAUGACUGGCAGGAAAUACAGACGCAGACCUCAAGCCUGGAAGAGAAGACCUCGGUCAAAUAUCAGUACGCCCACAGAAAAUGGUCUCUUGCAGGAAAACACGAUCAAGGAAGGGAUGUCGAAGAGGAAAGCUGGUCCUCCUUCUGUAUCCUCUCCUUCCAAAUCUCCUAAACCCAGCGAAAAGACAGUGGCUUCCAGUUUGAAGCCGCUGCAGUCCCAAUGA